Molecule: messenger RNA, 1827 nt
Organism: Daucus carota subsp. sativus
Lineage: Eukaryota; Viridiplantae; Streptophyta; Magnoliopsida; Apiales; Apiaceae
Product: probable protein S-acyltransferase 7
Exons: 5
Coding region: 219-1538 (439 amino acids)
Biological process (GO): protein targeting to membrane; peptidyl-L-cysteine S-palmitoylation
Cellular component (GO): endoplasmic reticulum; Golgi apparatus
Molecular function (GO): protein-cysteine S-palmitoyltransferase activity
Source: RefSeq, a predicted model, not a curated record
GUGAAUAGCCGGAACUGUAAAGGGGAAAAGUCGAAAAAGAGCCGCCUUUCUUUUGCCUUUUCUCUGCAUUGACCUACCAAAAUCUGUUAAUAAUCCUACUCAUACACUGCAUUGACCUGCAAUCACUUAAUCGAACUACUCAUACACUAGCUAUUGCUGUUGGGAGAGACUGGGAGAGAGAGAGAACGAGAUUCGGGAGAGGGAGAGAGAGAGAAAGGAUGUACGUGGUGCCUCCGCCUAAAACUACAUCGGAAUUAAACGACGACGGAUCCGCCCCCCUCCGUGCUUAUCAGGCAUGGAAAGGAAGCAAUGUUUUUCUUCUUCAGGGGAGGUUGAUUUUUGGACCAGAUAUAAGAUCAAUCUUCCUAACAAUAUUUCUUAUAGCAGUUCCUGCUGGUGUUUUUUGUGGCUUUAUUGGCAGAAAACUAAUGGAUGAAUAUUCUGAUAGUUUUGGAAUCUGGAUUGUUGUUGUUACUGUGCUGUUCACAAUUUAUGUGCUGGUGCUUCUUCUACUUACUUCUGGAAGAGAUCCUGGUAUUGUUCCUCGCAAUGCACACCCUCCGGAGCCAGAAAACUAUGAUGGGACCAACGUGGUUGGGGGUGGACAAACUCCAGGACUACGUUUGCCUCGCAUUAAAGAUGUAGUUGUCAACGGUAUAACUGUGAAAGUCAAAUAUUGUGAUACCUGCAUGCUUUAUAGACCUCCUCGGUGUUCACAUUGCUCAAUAUGCAACAACUGCGUGGAGCGGUUUGACCAUCACUGCCCUUGGGUUGGACAAUGUAUUGGAUUGCGGAACUACCGUUUCUUCUUCAUGUUUGUCUCUUCAGCAACGCUGCUUUGCGUGUAUGUCUUUGGUAUUUGUUGGGUCUUCAUUUUAAGAGUGAAGGAUAGGGAGAAUACAUCCAUCUGGAAGGCAAUGACUAAUUACCCUGCAUCCAUUGUGUUAAUAAUAUACACAUUCAUUGCAGUCUGGUUUGUUGGGGGUCUUACAGUUUUCCAUCUUUAUCUAAUCAGUACAAACCAGUCAACCUAUGAAAAUUUUAGAUACCGAUAUGAUCGACGAGACAAUCCAUAUAACAGAGGGAUUGUUGAGAACUUCAAGGAGGUAUUUUUUACUAGCAUUCCUGUAUCUAAGAACAAAUUUAGGGCGAAAGUGCAGAAAGAGCCUGGUAUCCCACCUAGGUCACUCAGUGUAGGUUUCGUUAGCCCAAACUUAGAGAAAACCAUGGGAGAUGUAGAAGCAGGGAGGAAACCAGUUUGGGAUGACACCGCAACAGGGCCAAGUGAAAUCGAAAGAGAACUCAGUAAUAAUGAUGGUGUGAAUAGGGGAGGUGCAGAGGCCUCACAGGACUUGAGCAGAAUAAUUGACGUGGAAGGAACAGAAGGCCGAAGCAUUCUACAUCCUAGACGAUCUAGUUGGGGAAGGAGAAGUGGAACUCUAAAUAUUCCACCUGAUGUAGUUGCUAUGGCAUCCGGGGAAUCAAAUCGAGUGACUGACAGUAAAGACAAGAACUUGACAGGAGGGGACUGGCAAUGACGAACCAGUCACAAGCUAUAGAAUCACCAGGUAGAAAAAGGCCCAAUAGCAGUGGGCAAAGAUCAAAAACUAGAAUUUUUUUUUUUAAUGAUUGAGUAGGCUAUGGUGAGAUUGAACCUAGGGUGUGCUGUUUUGUGUAUAUUUCUUUUUCAUGGUGCUUGGAGCAAUUACUUUCUUUUUUGCAAAUGAAAUUAAUGUCUGCGACAUUAAUUUAUUUUAUUAGAAAUUGUAAUAUAUGGAAAUUAAUAUUGUAAAAUGAUUAGAUGGUCGCAUAUUUCUGCUUCAACUA